AUGGUGAAGAAGCAACGACGCACUUCUAACGACGAAAUUUCGAAGCCCGAUGACGGAAAAGUAAUAGAAGAUGGUACUGGUCAGAAUUUUCGAACCUUGUUGAUUAAAAUAAUGGAUGUACUGGAGACUCGUGAUACACACCAGAUUUUACGAGAUUCAAAAUGUCAAGGGAAAACGCAGCUUUUAAAUUCAACAACAAUUCGCGCUAAAAUCGAUAAAAAUGAAUAUAAUACUCUGAAAGAGUUUCAACCUCAAAAAAAAGCUCUUGUUCAAUCAACGACGAAUGGGCAUUUAUUUUCAAGUAGUGCGCUAAAACAACUUCCAUUAGAAAACCAAAAAUUCAAAAUAGGCGGUGACAUUAAAGAGAUAACAAUCGUUCCGUCGCAUUCAAUGGAUGAGCGCGAUAUUCCAACCCUAGGGUCGAUCCUUCCAAAUACGACUAAAAAGCAAGAAAAUAUACGGUCAAAGGAAGUCGGUAUUCCUGGAGUCAAAUUUCACACGUACAAACCUUAUGGUUCUUUCGCUCCAAUAUAUGAUUCGCGUGAUGCCUUAAUGUCUUAUGAAGAUACUGUAACAGCAUGUACGCUUAUGAAUGAAACCAAAGUUAGUCAUUCUACAAACACGGACGAUAAAAUAAGCACAGGAAAUAAGGAUGAACCAUUGUCUAAAAAAGGUUUUAAUGGACUGAUAUCACAAAAUACACCAAAUUUGACCAAGGACGUUUGCUCUGCUGAAAACGAUCAUUGCACUGAACAGAUUCAAUGUUCUCCAUCAAAACCAUUAAAGAAUUCGAAUGAAAUUUUAACAAAUCAUACAAACGGGAAUUAUUUUGAGGACAUUGAUGUAGAUAUGUUGUAUAAACUAAUUGAAAAUGAUGAUUCUUAUCAGUUUGAUUUAAAAUUAGAUGAAAAUGUUGAAAUUUUUUUAGAGUUACAAAAAUUACAAACAGAUAGAUUUAUAAAAGAUCCACACAAUAUGUCAGAAAAAGAAAGAAAUUUAGGUUUAAAGUUACAGAAUCGACUUGCUGAAAUGAUAUCCGAAAUUCCACCAUCUGCAUUGGUAACUCACGAAGGCAUAGAAAAAGCUAUGUCACAGUUACCAAUACGUGAAACAGCAUUCAAAGGAAUGCUUCCAUUAAACAAAAGCCAUGCAUAUCUACAGAAUGAAAGUACUCGUAACCCAUUUUAUGGAUCUACAAAUGCUGUUCGUCCUCCUAGUGCUACUACGCCUAUGUAUCAUAAUGAACAGCAGAAUGUGAUAGCUAAUGGAUCAAUCCAUACAACACCAGCACAUCCAAUUUCUGCUGCGACUCAACCAAUGAUCAUGGGAUUACCACCUACAAUGUCUCCGGCCACACCUAUGCCGAUGAAUGUUCCCCCCUAUGGGAUGGGCUAUGGUGCUGCCGGUCCUUCGAUGAACAACGCAUUUUAUCCUGGUUAUUCUGGACCUCAACAAUAUGGAACAAUAUUAACAUAUGAGCAAUAUUUAUCAUGUUCUCUGGAUCUUCGUAUUUUAAUUGCUGUUUAG
This is a messenger RNA of Dentiscutata erythropus, 1527 nucleotides long. NCBI's taxonomy places the organism in Eukaryota, Fungi, Glomeromycota, Glomeromycetes, Diversisporales, Gigasporaceae. The record is from the annotation of a GenBank genome assembly.